Messenger RNA from Symbiodinium sp. CCMP2592, 3306 nucleotides. Lineage: Eukaryota; Dinophyceae; Suessiales; Symbiodiniaceae. The record is from the annotation of a GenBank genome assembly.
AUGCUACGUCUGCUCCUUGGACUUGGCAUUGUGGCAGCAGAGCUUGAGCUGGACACGCAGGUGCAGCCCGAGCCCUGCCGGGGUGGCUCCUGCACAGCUGGCACUGCAGGCACCGGCUUCGUGCAGUACAGGAACGUGGUGCAAAAGAGGGCUUCGCUCUUCGACGACUUUUGUCAGGGCAAGACUGGCCUUUUUGCGGCACCGGCCGAUGCAGAGGGCAACGUGGAUUGCCAGGGCUACUACAACUGCUUCCACGGCAACGAGGCCAUGCAGCUCUGCGGCAGCGGCCGUCGCUUCAACCCAGCGACGAAGAAUUGUGACUGGAAGAGGAACGUCGCUUGCGACGUGCAGACAACGACUCUUGCUCCCGGCCUGACGACGACGCAGGCUACCACACAGAGCUCUGUGUCUCCGUCUCCGUCAACGAGUUCACCAACUGAUCCAAGCGAGUUCUGCAGUGGGAAGGUUGGCCUCUAUGCGGCCCCGGUUGACAUGGCAGGGAAUGAAGACUGCCGAGGAUAUUUCAACUGCUUUCAUGGAGACGAGUCCAUGCAGCUUUGUGUUCCGGGUCAGCGCUUCAAUUCCGACCUGAAGAACUGCGACUGGCGUGCCAAUGUGGAAUGUGUCACCGCACCCACGACGGGUGGCAUCACAACGACGGCUACUGAAUCCAGCAGCUCAACCACAGUAUCUACGACGAUGGGCACAACUUCCACAUCAGUGGUUGAAGCCACAUCCACAACUCUUGCAACAACGCAGCCCGGCGGCACCACAAGUGGCAAGAUUUUCGUGGCAUACUUUGCGAACUGGUUUCAAUGGUGGCCGGCCCCGUACAAGUUCAUGCCGUCCAACAUUGCAGCAGACAAGAUAACGCAUCUCAACUACGCCUUCGCCAUGAUCCACAGCAGUACCUUCAAGAUCCGUCACUUUGAGGACAAUGAUGUGAGCAACUGGGGAACCGGCAACUGGGAAGUACCUUGCAGCCAGCAGCCUGCCGGCUGUACCAAAGGCCUCUACGAGCAAGUGAACGAUCUCAAGGUGGCGCACCCUCACCUCAAGACGUUGAUCUCAAUCGGCGGCUGGUCCUUCAACCUUCCGGCAAGUGAGGAUGCUGAGAGCGCCAGGCGCAUGUCGCGGCUCGAUUCUGGUUGGACCGAGUACGUCUUCUCGGAUAUGGUGAGCACAGCUGCAAACCGCCAGAAGUUCGUGGAAUCUUCCAUUGACUUCUGUCGCACGUGGGGUUUUGACGGCCUGGACUUGGAUUGGGAGUAUCCGGGUUUCAUUGGCCGUGGUGGCCGUGUCACUGACAAAGCCAACUUUGCAACGCUCUUGCGUGAGCUUCGGGCCGCGUUCGACGCGGAAGCUGCAGCCUCCGGUAGGAACGCGCUCCUGUUGACCGCAGCGGUCGGCAUUGGGCCCACCACUGCGGACAACGCGUACGAUGUGCCCGCUCUUGACGAGACUUUGGAUUUCAUCAAUUUGAUGACGUAUGACAUGUACGGAGGCUGGAGCCCGGAGAAGACUGCCAUUCAUAGCCAGCUCUAUGCCGGUGAGGGAGACUCCUUUGGGGGUGGGAUUCCGUUGAGUGGUGAGUAUGUAGUCAAAGACUGGAUCUCACGAGGCGCCAGUGUGAGCAAAUUGGCACUCGGGCUCGUGACCUACAGCCGCAGUUUCCAGCUGCAGAGCAGCACCCCCGGUCAGGGUCCAGGAGCGGCAGGACAAGGAUAUGGAGCCACUCAGCCCUACAGCAAGCAAGUCGGGCUUGCAAGCUACUAUGAGAUCCUUACCCUGCUGAGCCAGGGGGCUGAUAAGACAUAUGAUGCUGCCCGUUGCGGAGCCUAUCUUCAGAAGGAUGAUCUUUGGAUGGGCUUCGAUGACGAAGAGAGCGUUCGAUGCAAGGCAGCCUUCAUCAAGGAGAACGGGUUGAUCGGAGGAUUGCUUUGGGAUCUGCCUGAGGAUGAUUUCAUCAACGGCUCCCCCAUCGUGACGGCCUUCAGCCAGGCUCUCGGGGACGGAUGGGAGAAGAUAAAGAACGAAGGGAUUAAGGUGCUAGAAGAGUUUCUGGACACCGGACAUAUAAGAUCAACAGUGCCGCAGAACGCAGAUCCGCAGAAGCCACGCAAUGUCUUCAGCAAAGCCAACUAUGCAGACCUGUAUACGACAGUGUACAACAUGUGCACUCAGCGAACGCCGAACAACUGGUCUGAGCAGCUUUAUCGGCGAUACGGCGAGGCGAUGUCGGACUACGUGCAGCGCCAGGUCCUGCCAGCGUUGAAAGACAAGACGGACGUCCCGUUGAUGAAGGAGUUGCUGCACAGGUGGAUCAACCACAAGCUGUAUGUGAAGUGGAUGGACAGAUUCUUCACCUACCUGGACCGGUACUACGUCAAGCUCCAGUCUGUGGAGCCUCUGCACAACAGGGGCUACAGCAUCUUCAAUCAGCAGGUUUUCACGAGCGUAAUCAAGGACACGCGAUCAGCACUGUUGAAGGUCAUCAACCAGGAGCGACAAGGCGAGCACAUCGACCAGGAUCUCGUCAAAGGCGUCAUUGAGAUCUUCAUUGACCUUGGCCUGAACAGCUCGAAUCUGUACAACACUGAAUUCGAGGAAGCUUUCCUACCGGCCACUAGCAGCUAUUUCGUCCGUCAAGCAUCAGGCUGGCUGUCGGAGGACUCCUUUCCGGAGUACCUGCGCAAAGCCGAGGCGGCGUUGCAGGCCGAGGAACAGCGAUGCAACAGUUACCUAAACAGGACGACUCUUCCUAAACUACGGAACGUAGUAAUUAUUGCAGUCCUGCAGCAGCCGCAGAACCAGUUGCUCGAGAAAGAAACAGGUGUCGUGUACCUUUUGGACAAUGACAAGCGGGAGGAUUUGGCCAGAAUGCACCGCAUGUUCAGCCUGGUCGAGAAUGGUUUGAACCCAAUUUCGCAGGCGUUCCGCCAGUACGUGACUGAUAGGGGUAACCAGAUCGUGGACGAACGCGUGGAGCAGCAAAAGCAGGUUUCCUCCAAGACGGAAGCAUUGAAUGACCCAACCUUCAUUCAGACUCUCCUGGAUUUGCAUGAUCGCUUCAAAGGAAUCGUGCACGAGUGCUUCUCACAGGACUCCCUUUUCCAAAAGUCUCUCAAAGAAGCCUUCGAAGUCUUUGUGAACCGCGACAUUGGGAAGUUCUCCUUCGCGGCCUUGAUGUCUUCUUUCUGCGACCGCAUCCUCAAGAAGUCAGGCGAGCGACUCUCGGACGAGGAGGUGGAGUCCCGGCUGACGAAGAUGGCCGGACUCCUGGCAAAAGUUCUUUGCAGCCUGUGA